Molecule: messenger RNA, 536 nt
Organism: Rubroshorea leprosula
Lineage: Eukaryota; Viridiplantae; Streptophyta; Magnoliopsida; Malvales; Dipterocarpaceae
Source: the annotation of a GenBank genome assembly
CAAUGGAUUCCUUCCCCAAACAAAAUUUUUCAUCAAAAUCAAUGGCAAAAACCAAGAGCUCUGAAGAAGCUACAUUGCCCACCAAACGCAAGGCUCAAGCCCAUGACAAUUCCCCACUAAAAGCCCCCAAAAUUGUGCACCAGGACGAAAUUGAGGACAAUGAAGAAAAUCAAACGAGCAAGAGCAACAAUUUGGGAACUUCUGUUCCCAAAUCUAAAAUCGAUGACCAGGAACCUGAGGUUGAUGCCAAGGAAGGCAAAGAUGGUGACUACGAGGAUGAGGAUGAAGACUAUGAUGAAGGAGAUGCUCAAGUGGACAGAAAAUGGGAGGGGAUUUUGAUAGAAGAGGAGUAGGAGGACGACGAGGAUGAUGAUGAUGAUUCAAAUGAUGGCGAGGAUGAUGAAUCAAAUGUUGAGAGUGAUUAAUCCCACAAUCCGUUGGUUGAGGUUGACUUGGAAGAUGGAGGCUUCAUUGUCGUCGGUGAGAGGAGAGAGUGCAGAGGAAAUUCAUUUUGAAAUUAAAGUUCAUGGGUUUGA